Molecule: messenger RNA, 975 nt
Organism: Acanthamoeba castellanii str. Neff
Lineage: Eukaryota; Discosea; Longamoebia; Acanthamoebidae
Exons: 6
Coding region: 1-975 (324 amino acids)
Source: RefSeq, a predicted model, not a curated record
AUGGAGGCAAGACCCACGUCCAGCUCGAGGGGCUCGGAGGACAAGAGCCGAGGGGACAGAGAGCGAGACAGCAACCGGAGGGACAGGGACCGACGCGACGAUGACGACCGCAGCCACAGGAAGAGCAAGCGAUCGCGAGAUGAAGACGACCACAAGAAGAGCGUGGACAGGAGUCGGCGCUCGUCUUCCUCGUCCUCCAAACGACAGCCGCCGGUCACGCUCGCCUUCCUCCUCCGACUCCGACUCAUCUUCGUCGUCGUCGUCGUCGAUCGCAAGCGCCGCCGACACAGGCGCAGGCGAUCCUCUUCCUCGCCUGACUCUUCUUCCGACUCAUCGUCUUCUUCGUCGGACGAGGGCUCGCGCAAGCGGAAGCGCCGCAGCAGCGGAAGCAGCAGCAAGAGGGACCAGAGCGAUGACGACGAAGAGAGGAAGGAGCGCAGGAAGCGGCGGCGCGAGAAGAAGGAGAAGCGUCGCGAGAAGCGGCGAAAGGAGAAGAAGGACAAGAAGAAGGACCGCAAGAAGAAGGAGGACAAGAAGCGGGAGAAGGAGGGCAAGAAGGGCGCCUGCAAGCAGUGGGGCUUCUACGGCGUCGUGCGCGAGGCCGACAUGUUCUUCAAGGAUCCCGAGUUCUCGUGCUACCUGCGCGAGGUGAAGAAGAUCGAACCCGAAGUCCUGAGCAACUUUGACAGGAAGAAGUACUGGAAGGACUACAUGGAAGAUUUCAACACGUGCACGAUGCCCUCCAAGAAGUUCUACGACCUUGCCCAGUGGGAAGCACGCCAAGCCAUCAAGCGCCAGCGCAAGGGUCUCGGCGCCGCGCAGGAGCAGGUGAAGGACGAGGACGCGCUGCUUGAGCGGAAGAAGAAGGAGCGAGAGGAGAAGGCAUUCCGGGACGCCUACCGCAACGCGCGCAUGGAGAAGCAGCUGCAGGAGAUCGCAAAGAAGGAGGGCAAGGUCUACAUUCCGCCCGUCUGA